GGGCCUCGCCUCUAUUUAUGGCCACUCCACUCCUCUCUUCACCGCAUCCCUUCCUUUCUCUCACCACCACUCCUCCGGAGAGCCUCCCGCUCUAGUAGUCAAAGCUGUGGAAGCUCGAAGCCCAUGUCCAAACUCCUUCAAGAAAACCCCAUCAAGCAUGCGUUGGAAGGAUGUUGUGUUCUAAGGAGAAAAGAACAUUGGUGCUUCUCAUAUAUUUCGGUAUUUUUCUGUACCUUUACCACGCUCACUCACAGACGCCAUGACCGACCCAUAUAGAGGAUAGGAACCCUCAUCCUCAUUGGCAUCCUCCGCCCUCCGGUGUCCCACCACUCCUAUCGACGUGGCGAUCGUACAGAAGAAACUGAAGAACUAGUGCUGGCAUCACUAUUACUUUCGAGCAGAACGUCUUUUUCUAAUUCGACAAAGAAUGAAAAUAGUUAUGUUACACAAGACGAGUUUUAUAUAACACGUAACCGUAGUGAUCUUUGCUCGUUUGGAUGAAUACCUAAGGAAGAACAUUGUGAAUGCAUUUGUUGUUAUGUUUUCUGUGCACACAGACUAGAUGCUAUAUCUGAUUUAGAUAUCUUCUGGUGUUUUCUGCACCAGAAGAUGAUGCGAAGACUGCAGUCUACUCUGAAAUGUUCCUGCCGCCAUGUCAGCUGUGGCAUUCACAAUGUUGCGAGUCCAAGUUUCAAGGAUGAACAGCCUUUUAAUGUGUAUAUAGGCUCCUUGUGCAAUCAAAAGCUUUUCAGAGACGCCCUUCAUGCCUUUGAUGUUUCACGAAAGAAAGCAGAUUGCCUGAUUGAUCCUAGCACAUAUAUUCAUUUGAUUUCUGCAUGCUCAGCUUUGAGAUCCGUGGAAUAUGGAAGGAAAAUUCACGACCAUCUCUUGGGAUCUAACUUGCUCCCCUAUAUGAUUCUUGAGAAUCACCUAAUCAAUAUGUAUGGGAAAUGUGGAUUAACUGGGGAUGCUAAGGAAGUUUUCGACAGUAUGUGGGAGAGAAAUGUGGUGAGUUGGAAUGCAUUGAUUGCUGGAUACUCGCAGCACGGCCAGGACAUUGAAGCCAUUGAAUCGUAUAUCGAAAUGCAGCGGUCUGGUUUUAUGCCCGAUCACUUCACGUUUGGAGGUGUGAUUAAAGCUUGUUCACGUCUGGCAGAGGCUGGUUUGGGGGAGCAGUUGCAUGCCAAGGUUGUUAAGUCUGAAUUUGGCUCCCACCUAAUAGCUCAAAAUGCUCUCAUUGCAAUGUACAACAAGUUUGGUCGAAUUAACGAGGCAUGGGAUGUUUUCUCCUUAAUCAAAUUAAAGGAUUUGAUUUCCUGGAGUUCAAUUAUUGCAGGGUUGUCAAAACUGGGUUAUGAGAUAGAAGCUCUGAGUUGUUUUAAGGAAAUUCUGUCAGGGGGUACUUACCACCCAAAUGAAUUUAUCUUUGGGAGUGUUUUUAGAGCUUGUGGAUCUCUUGGUCAGCCAGAAUAUGGCAGGCAGAUACAUGGGGUUAGUGUCAAAUAUGGGUUUGAAGCCAAUGCUUUUGCUGGUUGCUCCCUGACUGAUAUGUAUGCAAGAUGUGGCUUCUUGUAUUUGGCCAAAACUGCAUUUAAACUGAUCAAACAUCCUGAUAUAGUGUCAUGGAAUGCAGUGCUAGCAGGCUUUGCAUAUGGUGGUGAUGCAAAUGGAGCAAUGCUGUUCUUUUCUCGGAUGAGGCACUCUGGGUCAGAACCGAAUGAUAUCACUGUCUGUUCCCUGCUCUGUGGCUUCGCAGGUCCCUCAACACUUUCUCAGGGGAAACAGAUACACUGCUAUAUUAUAAAGACUGGACUCGUGCUGGACCUUCCAGUAUAUAAUACAUUGCUUUCAAUGUAUGCUAAUUGCUCAGAACAUAUGGAUGCGUGUAAAUUGUUCAAUGAUAUUCGAGACAAUGCUGCAGAUCUUGUCUCUUGGACUACUAUAAUCAAUAUGUGCAUGCAUCAGCACCGGGCUACCGAAGUUUUCGCGUUAUUUAGAACAAUGUUGCUACUUCACGGGAGACCUGAUGGUGUUAUCUUGGCCAAUGUUAUCGGAGCAUGUGGGAAAGUCGCCACAUUAGAGAUGGGGGAUCAAGUUAACUGUUGUGCUGUGAAGUAUGGGCUCGACUCUGGCAUUGUUGUCAUGAAUGGAUUGAUUGAUAUGUAUGUCAAGUGCGGAUCACUUGAAAGUGCUGGAAAGGUCUUCAACUGCAUGCCCAAUCCGAAUGUUGUCUCGUGGAGUAGUUUAAUUGUGGGAUACGCACAGUUUGGCUUGGGACAAGAAGCUCUAGAUCUCUUCAGAAGAAUGAAGAAACAAGGCAUAAAACCUAACCAGGUUACAUUUGUAGGAGUUUUGAUUGCUUGUAGUCAUGUUGGACUGGUGGAUGAGGGGAUACAGCUUUUGAAAUCUAUGGAAUGCGAGCAUGGUGUGAUCCCUACACGAGAGCACAUCUCGUGCGUUGUUGACCUUCUUGCUCGAGCUGGUCGUAUCCAUGAUGCAGAAGCUUUCAUAGAUCAACUUGGAUUCGAACCUGAUGUAGUGACGUGGAAAACUGUAUUGGCUGCUUGUAAAAAUUGUGGGAAUGUUGAAGUUGGAAGGCGUGUUGCUGAGAAAAUCUUGAGAAUUGAUCCUUCCAACCCCGCUGCUCAUGUCUUGCUGUGCAACAUACAUGCCUCUGCUGGCAACUGGAAAGAUGUGGCCUGUUUGAGAGCUUCGAUGAGAGAGAAAGGCAUCAAGAAACUCCGCGGACAGAGCUGGAUCAAAGUCAAGGAACAGAUCCACGUUUUCACAGCAAAAGAUGGACUGCAUCAGGAAAAGGACAUGAUAUUUUUGACUUUGGAUGAGUUAUUGUCGCAAAUCUCUGAGGUUGGUGAUGUUCCCACCUUCAACUAGAGAUCAGCACUUCCUCAAAGGUUUGGGCAGAUUAUGAAGAAUCAAAGCCUGUGGAGGAGGAUGCGGCAGGCGAAGGAGGAAAGGGUGGGAAGAGAGGGGGGGGGGAUGUGCGCACUAUGCCAGUCUCGUCAGAUUGUACAAUAGUAUCAUGUUUUGUAUACUACUAUACGAAAUUCCUGAUCGUAUUUUGCCUGAUUUUGGGGGUUUAGGGUUUAAAUAUUACCCAAUAUACCUCUUAGAAGUAUUAGAGAUACAAAUUGGAAAACAAGAGCAUCUUUAUAAUCAAAAUUUGAAGCCCUUGGCUGUUUUUAUUUUAUGUCUGGAGUGAGGAAGGUGAUGAUAUAUGGGAGACCUCUCCAGUUCAUACCACCAGAGGUUACUCAAUCUUCCUCAAAAAAGUUGUUCUCAUUUAUAUGGCUCGACCACAAAAGGAAGCAAAUCGAAUAGGAUAAACUAAAAUUAGAAAAUUCAGGUGUUGCAAGACCAGUCUAAUAUUGGUUUCAAGCUGUUGAAACAAAUGGGCUACAGUCCUCGCUCUGCAUUGGGCAAGGAAAGUUCUGGGAGGGCUGAACCAGUUUCUCUGAAGAUCAGAAGGGCUCGGGCUGGAAUCAGUACAGAAGAUCCAGAGGUAGCAAAGAUGAGAUGAAUAAGAGGAAGAAAGAGAGUGAGUUGAUGGUGGUUUUGGGGAGUCACCAGAAGAAGUGGUGGAAAGGAGGGAGAGUCGUAGUGAACUUCAGAAAGGCAGAUGCUGCUCUGGCGUAGCUUGAAAAUAGGGAGGUUAAGGUGGAAAGGAAGGAAGAAGACAAUGAGGAAAAAGAAGGUGAAACUGAAGAGGAGGAAGAAGAAAUUACAGAAGAGGAUUUGCUAAUAGCUGAAGCUAAGAAAUGAGUUCAAAUAGUCUCUUCCGUGGAUGCCAGUAUGAGUCCAUGGAGACCUUCGAAUCAAACUGCCUCGGGAUUAAUGAAGACGACCACCAGACUUUAAAACCUACAGGCACCACCUCAGACUUGGUCUACACCGAAUUCUUAUAACGGGCGCUCCUGGCCAAAGUCCUGCCGCUUGAACGUUGGAAAGCUAGACAGGAUGAUGCAUUCUAAAUAUCUAGACAACUACUCCUGAAGAAUUAUCUAUUAUUCUGUGAGAUCAGCAACUGGUCUAUUUCAUUCUGAAAUAACUAGAAACAUCAAUCUUAGUUGUAUCAAAGUUUCAGGUUUAAAUGAUAGGAGUAAUAAAUUUCAGUUUAUUUACUA
This is a messenger RNA of Salvia splendens (bonfire salvia), 4142 nucleotides long. RefSeq names its product Tetratricopeptide repeat (TPR)-like superfamily protein. Bases 610 to 2892 code for a protein of 760 amino acids. Gene Ontology annotation, biological process: RNA modification. The transcript has 8 exons. NCBI's taxonomy places the organism in Eukaryota, Viridiplantae, Streptophyta, Magnoliopsida, Lamiales, Lamiaceae. Gene Ontology annotation, molecular function: protein binding; RNA binding. The record is from RefSeq and is a predicted model, not a curated record. Gene Ontology annotation, cellular component: intracellular membrane-bounded organelle.